Messenger RNA from Didymosphaeria variabile, 2016 nucleotides. RefSeq lists its product as uncharacterized. The transcript is spliced from 5 exons. Lineage: Eukaryota; Fungi; Ascomycota; Dothideomycetes; Pleosporales; Didymosphaeriaceae. Gene Ontology annotation, molecular function: RNA binding; ATP binding. The coding region runs from base 1 to 2016 and encodes 671 amino acids. Gene Ontology annotation, cellular component: catalytic step 2 spliceosome; intracellular anatomical structure. The record is from RefSeq and is a predicted model, not a curated record.
AUGGCCGAGGAAGAAGAAGCCGGGGCGUCAUUGAUAGCCGAGCUUUACAAACCUCCCGCACUGUUGCCGAUUGCGCAGCUGAGAAAUCCGCUUCUCUAUGCCAUCGAAACUUUUCCAGUCACUAUCAUUGUUGGGGAAACUGGAAGCGGGAAGACAACACAAAUCCCGCAAUUCCUCUACAAGGCGGGCUGGACGAAUGAUGGCUCUCAGAUUGCUGUUACUCAACCUCGGAGAAUAGCUGCUACGAGCGUGGGUGCACGGGUCGCAGAAGAGCUAGGAUGCCAGUUGGGACAGGAAGUCGGAUAUUCCAUCCGUUUUGAGGAUGUGACGUCCGAGAAAACGAAGAUCAAAUUUCUGACGGAUGGCCUUCUGCUGCGCGAGAUGCUCGUAGAUCCACUCCUGAAAAGGUACUCAGUGGUCAUGGUCGAUGAAGCACACGAGCGGUCAAUCAGUUCCGACAUUCUGCUCAGCCUUCUCAAGAAGGUCUUACGAGCACGGCCAGACCUACGCGUCGUAGUAUCUAGCGCCACCCUAGACGCGGAGAAAUUUCUCGACUUCUUCGCAUCCGAUCAAGGCGGGACUAUAAAUAUGAAAGAAGAUUAUGGGACUAUCGUUAGCAUCGAAGGCCGCACUCAUCCCGUAGACAUUUUCUACACUUCUUCUCCGACUAACAACUACAUCGAACAGGCCGUGGAUACCGCCAUGUCUAUCCACACCAAUGAAUCCGAUGGCGACAUCCUUCUCUUCGUCACUGGCCGCGAAGAAAUUGAUGACACCAUUGAUAUGAUUGCAGACCACAUCGCGGACCUCCCCCCCGGGUCCAAGACAUUGCAACCGCUGCCUCUGUACGCUGGUCUCCCAACCGAUCAGCAAAUGUACGUCUUCCAGAAGCCAGGCGAGAACGUGAGGAAAAUCAUCGUGGCAACCAACAUCGCCGAGGCCUCCGUGACUAUCGACGGCAUAAUCUACGUCAUCGACACCGGGUACGUCAAAUUGCGCACAUACGAUCCUGCCGUCGGCAUCGAGCGCCUCAAUGUGGUCCCCGUAUCCAAAGCGUCCGCUACACAGCGUGCCGGAAGAGCAGGUCGCACCCGGCCGGGCAAAUGCUACAGAAUGUACACCGAAGCCGCUUUUGAGGCUCUCGAGCCCGCCACCUUCCCUGAGAUCCAAAGGAGCAAUCUGGCCCCAGUGGUACUGCAGCUCAUGAAUCUUGGCAUUCAGAACGUCAUCCGCUUCGACUAUCUCUCAAAUCCGCCCUCCGCGCUCGUCGUCCGCGCACUAGACCUCCUCUUCUCCCUCGGCGCCGUCGAUAUCCACGGACGCUUGACGAAGCCGUUGGGAGCUCGCAUGGCAGAGCUCCCGCUCGAGCCCAUGCUCGCUCGCACAUUGCUCAACGCGCCCUCCUUCGGCUGCUUCUCCGAGAUGCUGAGUAUCUCCGCAAUGAUGACACUUCAAGGGACCGCCUUUGUCGCCCACGACGGUAACCAAAAGCUCCUCGAAAAGGCACGGCGGCGCUUUGCUGUGAAGGAAGGCGACCAUAUCACGCUGUACAACGUGUACCAAGCGUUUACGAACCCGGCUGUGGGGAAGCAGUCGAGUCAGUGGUGCCGCGAGAACUGUCUUAAUUAUAAGGCCAUGCUCAAAGCUGUCAGUGUGCGUAAGCAGCUGCGAAACUACCUCGAUCGCAUGGGCAUACAAGAGAACGCUCUUGCCUCAUCGGAUGCCAUGACACGAGGGGGGCUUGACGUGUCGGAGAGAGUGCAGCGGUGCUUGACGACAGGCUUCUUCGCGCAGGCGGCGCGCAUGAAGAGCGAUGGGAGCUUCGUCACUGUUGGCGGAGAGACCGUGUUGUGGGCGCAUCCUAGCUCGAUCUUCUUCCAUCGGAAUGCGGAUUGGGUCAUCUAUCAUGAGAUACAAGAAACGAAGGGAAAGGUGUAUAUUCGGGAUUUGACGACUGUGGAGGCGGAUUGGCUGACGGAGUACGCGCCAGAAUAUUACAAGGUUAAGCAGAAGUAG